Ectocarpus siliculosus is the source of this 2142-nucleotide messenger RNA. The record is from the annotation of a GenBank genome assembly. NCBI's taxonomy places the organism in Eukaryota, Phaeophyceae, Ectocarpales, Ectocarpaceae.
AUGAGUGCGUCUGCGCGCGGGCUGGCCAUACGCCAUGCCGUGGAUGGCUGCUGCAAGAACCUGCCGGCGACACCAGGACGUGCUCCCGGCGCGACACGACUCCUACAGCAGUGGGACCGAGCAACACGGCACCAACAAUCCGCCACCGCUGGGAGAACCGUUCAAGAUAGUAGUGACGACGGUGUCCAAGAUUACUUUGACCCACGCCUGCUAGGCCAGCAGUUGUGCACCCCGGGAUUGAUCAACACAGCUCUCCAGGUAGCAGUGUCACAUCAGAAGAGUGCUGUAAACAGUCAAUUAUCGGCGACCGAGGCAGACAGGAGAGUGCGACAACGGCGACGACGACAACGCGGGAAAAUUACACCAACGGUUCCUCCGCACUCAUUGUCGCCUGAAGAGUGGAAGGACGAGGAGGAGGAGGAGGAGGAGGAGGAGGAGGAGGAGGAGGAAGAGGAGGAAGAGAAGGGGGAAGAGAAGGCGGAGGACACGGAGGAGAGGGAGGAGGAGGAGAAGGAGGAUGAAGAUGAGGUGGAGACGGAGGUGGAGGAGGAGGAGAAGGAGUUGGAGGAGAAGGACGAAGAGGAGGAGGACGAAGAGGAGAAGGAGGCGGAGACGAAUCGGGCGGAAGCACUAGGCCUGCUGGUGGCCCUCGUCCGCGCAGGAGGUAAAAGAGUCAAGGACUACCUUUCAUGCCCUUCUUCUUCCCCCUCAUCCUUACUAGGGCUGUCCCAAAAUUCUUCACCUAUAUCCAGAGUUGGUGACCCUCUCGGGCUCAUUGUUAUGGCGCUGCGCCGACCAGAGUGCGGAACCGAUACACGAGAGGCCGGUAGGCGUCUGCUGGUGGAACUAGGCCUGGGCGGCCAUGAUCCCACCGGGAAUGAGAAGGUGUGGAGCGCUGUCCUCUGCUUGCUCGAUGGGCGAGACAUACAAGAUCCCGCCGGUUCGCAGACCCUCGGUUUCCGGGUUGCCCAAGAGCUAUUGGUGCGGAGAGCGUCGGAACAACGAGGUCGGAAUGGAGCCCUUCGAUAUCGCGGUGACAAUGUCGGGAGUGUUGUACUUGAUGGCGCGCUACCGAGCCCGCAGAAGUACCGACAACGGCUGAUGCGCCCGGAGCUGACGCUGAUACCUUCGGUAUUGAAGCUCUCCCUGAGCCCGAUCUACGAAGUCAGAGAGGACGCCGCAGGGCUAGCCGUGCUGUUGGCCACGGAAUGCCCCCGCCCGUGCUGCUACCUCGUGGUCGCGGGCUUGGCCGGGCUUUUCGGCUUGGUUUCUGAGGUGGAGAGAGGCGCGCCCAUCGCCUGGAUUCAACUCCAACGCGAGCGCGUGACUGGCAGGCGGUCACGCGAACAGACAGAGGAGGACGAAGAGAGUGCUAGCAGCAGCCGAGGGUCAGACGACACGGCGGACGGUUGUGAUUCACGGGAUGGAUCCCCGGCACCAUCAACAGAAGAAUCUGACAGGGGCGGCGCCGGAGUCGGUGGUGGCGAAGCGAUAUUGGCGCUCAAGCUGCUCCGGCGGGUUUGUACGAGCGGACGGGGUGGGACCGGCGCGGAGGAGUUGUGCUCAGCUCUAGCGUACGCCCUCGCCCCGCUCGCCGUCCUUGACCUUGUAGUCUGCCCACGAAACCUGGCGGCCGACCUAAGGCCGACCGAUACCAGAGACGCGGGGAACGCGCCAGCGGGUGUCGAGGCGGACGGAGACGCCGUGUUCGAGAGGAGGGUGACAACCAGCAGAGAAGAAGCAGGCGCUGGGGGCUACAACGACGAAGGGAGUGGCGAGCGCCCUCGGAGUGAGCGGCUGGCGGAAUCUGGAGGCCUACCGCCAAAGGAUAACGACAAUCGGCUUGGUGGCGGAGAACUGCCAUCAGACUUUGCCCCUUCCGACGAACCGGGGAGAGGGGCUCGCCUUCCACAGCUGCGGAGCAGCUCCAGCAUGGAGACGGUGGCCGAGAUCAACUUCCAACGUGCGGGCGGUGGCAAGGAAAUUGGUGCCGCGAGGGCAGCAGAGGAGGCUAGAGGGGCGAGGGGGGGCACGAGGCUGUCGUGGAGCCGCACGAGGUGCUGCGUCGCCGGGGAUUGUUUCGUUGCUGCUGCUACGUCCAUCGUCGUCCACCGUGUCAAGGACAAUACAGCGAAACUAUGA